Sardina pilchardus (European sardine) is the source of this 519-nucleotide messenger RNA. RefSeq names its product bromodomain and WD repeat-containing protein 3-like. Gene Ontology annotation, cellular component: nucleus. Gene Ontology annotation, biological process: cytoskeleton organization; regulation of cell shape; regulation of transcription by RNA polymerase II. Lineage: Eukaryota; Metazoa; Chordata; Actinopteri; Clupeiformes; Clupeidae. The record is from RefSeq and is a predicted model, not a curated record.
AGUAACUCAUAAAGCUGAGGCCUCAUCCUUCCAAUGGCGGCUACUAGCUGGCUGAAUAGAAAGCGGGAGCAACUGUGGAGGGGGUCCGAGCAGUGGAACCGAAAUUAAAUAAAUAUAUCACACUAUUUUCUAGACCUAAAGUUACUACCAAAAUUGUAUAUCCCGAGAGCUAUGGCCGAUUCAGUGGCCAAAAAUGGGAAUAUUUCGCUCCUUGAAUCGGAGCUUUAUUAUCUUAUCUCACGGUUUCUGACAACGGGUCCUUGUCGGAGAGCGGCUGAGGUUCUUGUGAGUGAACUAGAGGAAUAUCAGCUCCUUCCCCGUAGGCUGGACUGGGAAGGAAAUGAUCAUCCAAGAUCUUACGAAGACGUGGUUGCAACAAAUAGGCACAUAGCCCCGGACCACUUGUUGCAAAUAUGCAAGCGCAUUGGGCCCAUUCUUGAUAAAGAAGUGCCAUCCAGUGUGGCGGGAGUCAGCUCGCUGCUGGGGACUGGGGACAUUCGUUACUCCGCACAUCAAAAG